Molecule: messenger RNA, 4114 nt
Organism: Chroicocephalus ridibundus (black-headed gull)
Lineage: Eukaryota; Metazoa; Chordata; Aves; Charadriiformes; Laridae
Gene: SLC3A1
Product: solute carrier family 3 member 1
Exons: 11
Coding region: 1971-3977 (668 amino acids)
Biological process (GO): carbohydrate metabolic process; amino acid transport
Source: RefSeq, a predicted model, not a curated record
UAAAUGAGCAGAUAAAACAGCGGGGCUACUUGGAUAAUUAGCGUACGGUCUGCUUGUCGGUGUUGCUCCUAGUUGGCUUUUUUCAGUGAAUGUCCUUCUUCACCUUUUUUACAUACUACUUAGUUCUCUUUCUAAAUACUGCAGCAGGAGCUAAGUCUCAUCUCAUAGGCGUUGGUUUUGCACAGUGUCGUGAUCUGGGAGGCUUGGCUUUGAUCUUGUGGUGAGUGACGGGGUUUUUGGGGGGUCAUAGGCGUCGCUGGAGGGUGCAUGUACAUAAAUGCUCUGCGCCUAUGUGUUUGUAUCAUUCAUAUCUAGAUCUAUAUUCUCAGCUCUGAUUCUAUAUUGUGGCAGCCACAUUAUUUAGAAACAUGCUUACAGUCUACGGGGGUGGGGGGGAGGCAAAACAAACAACCAAAAAACCUCAAUCGAUCAAUCAAAACCUAACAAGCCACAACUGAGGGUGGUGUGAGCCUGUUCCCAGACUUUCCCGGCCCUGGCGCUGAGCCCUCUCUGCGCACGACUGUCCCGAGCCCCGUUGACUCGUCUGAGCCACGCGUCCGUGGCAGGUGCCUGUGUUUUGGUCGCCCUCUGCUCUUGCCUCGGACUUGGGUUGCUUCCCGCUGCGCUGGGGUGCUUGGAGGAGCUUUUGGGAAGAAAGCCACGGGCGUGUUUAAAACUCUGAGCUUGGGGAAAAAGCAAGGCAGGGAGUACUAAGGUCUUGAGGUGUACGUGAUGCAAUCUAAACAUUUUCUAUAUUAUGCAUUUGCUAUUUUAAUCUGAAAUGAAGUCAUUGAAACGAAGCAAAUUAAGGGGGGGGGGCAGGGGAAGAAAAGAUGAAUGAAGUAUACAGUGAACAGACUGACACAUUCAAACCAGGUACCGAAUACAGGCUUAUGCCCUGAGCGUACCAGGCCUGCCUGGAAGCUUUUACAACCUGCUGAUACCAUGAUAUUUAAGACUGCAGCGUCAUUAGGAGGGAGAUUGUUUCAAAUAAUUUCCCGGCAAUACUGAAUCACAAGCUAUCCCGCUAUCGCAGCUACCUGACACAGCACAGGCUGAGGUUGCUGCCAGGCACUGCUGUGAGGAAGUGAUGUACAGAAAUUAUUUAAAUAAAUACCUCCACUCUGUGCAUAUAUUGGCAUCUUGCACACUGGGUAAACAGUCCCACUUUGGGACAACAGAAUGGGAAGAAAAGGAUUAAAUCUGUCAGAAAAAAAGGCCUCCUCCCACCUCAGCUACUGAAGCAAUAACACAUUUUUUGAAUCAUUUGAGUAUUGCAUGCUGGAGUUUAUAAACUAAUGACUGAAAAACUUCUUUCAUGGUUUGAGGCAAACAUAAUAAAGACUUUUUCGAGGCCAAAACCAACCUUUCCUCCACUGCAGUUGCCUAUGGGAGUUUCCCUGGGACCCUGACCCCAGGACCCUAUGGUCACGGGCAGGCAUUUGCUUUUAGAUGUGAUAAGGCAGCUCCUUGGCAAAUGUAUAUUGCUUUAUCGUUUGCUUUGAUAUGCCUGGGCAGAGGGCAGGGGCUGGAGGGGCGGUCCUGGGGAUGUGGGCUCCGUGGCUUCAGGGCAGCUGGGGCUUAGGGCACGCAGAUGUGUACAUCUGGGCACACUUGUGCAGACUUCGGGCAAUGCUUUUUCCUGGCUAGAGUAGUAGAAAGCGGGGAAAGAAGGGAAAGGUCACUUUCCUUUAAACAAAUGUUGUUGUGUUGUUUUUCUGGCUUGGUUUUGCUUUGUUUUUUAAAAAGGGAUUUUAAUAGUGGGCAGUGGGUUUGCCUCUUGAGUCCUGCUUGUGCCUGUGCAGCGCUAUCCUGUCCCGACCUGGGGAUGGCUCUCUCUGGGUGUAGCCGCCCAUCACAUGCUGUGAAUCGCAAGAUUGGUGUGUUGUCACACUUUUUUGCUGUGGCGGGGGUCUCCAGGACAAAAACCACGAAGUGAAAUAGUUGAGGUGAAAGCUAAGAGCUUACCUAUGGAGCUGAGCGACAAGAGAGGUGUGGAGAACAACGGAUUUGUUCAAAAUGAGGCUUUUGAUGACAAGGAGACUGAUGCCAGUAGCCAAGAAGAAAUGCCAAAAACAUGCAUUGUUGAUGCGGACCCGACGGCUACGGAGGAGCUGGUGUUGAAGCCCUAUGCAGGGAUGCCGAAGGAAGUCUUGCUGAAGUUCUCCAGCCAAGCUCGGUACAGAGUCACCAGGGAGAUUCUCUUCUGGCUCAUGAUCAUCGCUGCCGUCGUGCUUGUGUCCGCUACGAUUGCGAUUAUCGCUCUCUCCCCAAGGUGCCUUGACUGGUGGCAGGCCAGUCCUAUUUAUCAGAUCUAUCCUCGUUCCUUCAAGGACAGCAACAUGGAUGGGAAUGGGGAUCUGAAAGGUAUCCAAGAAAAACUGGACCAUAUCACGUAUUUGAAUAUAAAAACCAUCUGGAUCACCUCUUUCUAUAAAUCCCCCUUGAAAGACCUUGGAUAUGGAGCUGAAGACUUCUAUGAGAUCGAUCCCAUGUUUGGGUCAAUGAGCGAUUUUGAGAAUCUGCUUGCAGCCAUACACGAUAGAGGGAUAAAGGUGAUAAUGGAUUUAAUACCAAACCACACAAGUGACAAGCACCGAUGGUUUCAACUGAGUCGCAAUCGGACUGGGAAGUACACGGACUACUACAUCUGGCAGGACUGCGCACAGGCUGCCGGUUCCGUCACUCCUCCAAACAACUGGGUGAGCGUCUUUGGGAAUUCCAGCUGGCAGUUUGAUGAUGUGAGAAGGCAGUGCUAUUUUCAUCAGUUUGGGAAAGAACAGCCAGACUUAAAUUUUCGCAACCUUGCUGUCCAGCAAGAAAUCCAUGAUAUUAUCAAAUUUUGGCUCGGCAAAGGAAUCGAUGGAUUUAGUUUCAGCGCUGUUAGAUUUCUUUUAGAAGCAACGCAUCUACGGAAUGAGCCUCAAGUGAACAAGUCCCAGAAUCCAGGAAGUAUCACAGCCUAUUCCCAGCUCUACCAUGACUACACGACCACACAAGUUGGUAUGCAUGAUAUCAUCCGUAGCUUCCGACAGACCCUGAAUCAGUUCAGCAGUGAACCUGGCCGAUACAGAUUUUUGGGUUCUGACGGUGAUGAGAAGGAAAACAUUGAAGCAACAAUGAUGUAUUAUGGAACCACUUUUAUCCAAGAAGCUGAUUUUCCCUUCAAUUUCAACCUAAUUAACAUGAAAAAUCUAUCGGGCAACAGUAUUUUUGAAGCUGUCAACUUGUGGAUGAAAAACAUGCCUACAGGAAAAUGGCCAAACUGGGCGGUUGGAAGCCCCAACGCUGCUCGGGUUUCAUCUCGGGUUGGGAAGGAGUACGUCAAUGUUAUAAACAUGCUGCUUUUAACCCUCCCUGGUACUCCUGUAACUUACUAUGGUGAAGAAAUAGGCAUGGAGAACAUUGCAUCAGAAAACGUGACCUUUCCAGAGAAAUCCCCCAUGCAGUGGGAUGGCAAAGUUAAUGCUGGUUUUACGGAAGGCAACAGUAGCUGGUUACCUGUUAACUCUGACUACCAAAGUGUAAAUGUUGAAAUCCAGAUGACCUGGUCCAACUCAACCCUGAACUUGUACAGAGAGCUAGCUUUACUUCGCAGCAACGAGCUACCCAUUCAGCGGGGCUGGAUGUGCUACAUCUGGAACGACAGCAACAUUUUUGUGUAUGUGAGGGAACUGGAUGGGUUAGACAGAGUCUUUAUGAUGGUUCUCAACUUUGGGCAGGAAUCGACAAUAGACCUGAAAGCUCUAGUUCCUGGCCUUCCAUCUGAAGCUAUUAUAAGACUAAGUACUAAUUUUAGCAAUGCCGGUAAAGCUGUCAAUACCAAACUAAUUAAAACUGAAAUGGGAGAAGGCCUAGUCCUCGAAUAUAAAACAGCAAAGCCUGUUCAUACUAUGGAAGCUUUUCAAGGAAAUUGUUUUGUGGCAGAAAAAGCUUGUUAUUCCAGGGCCUUCAAUUUACUUUAUGUGAGCUGUUAAGCGCAGGAGUAGAUUAACGAAGCUUUCAGGUUAAUUUAGAAAAUGUCAGUUUUAGGGAAAUGCUAAAAACUUUCCAUUUUCUUUGGCUGUUAUUAAAACUUCUUUUGUGUACAAAAUAAACGUCCUGAAAAAGAAAA